Physella acuta is the source of this 4244-nucleotide messenger RNA. Its product is annotated as putative phospholipid-transporting ATPase IIB. Gene Ontology annotation, molecular function: ATP binding; ATP hydrolysis activity; ATPase-coupled intramembrane lipid carrier activity. Gene Ontology annotation, biological process: endocytosis; phospholipid translocation; retrograde vesicle-mediated transport, Golgi to endoplasmic reticulum. NCBI's taxonomy places the organism in Eukaryota, Metazoa, Mollusca, Gastropoda, Physidae. The record is from RefSeq and is a predicted model, not a curated record. Gene Ontology annotation, cellular component: endosome; plasma membrane; trans-Golgi network.
CUAGUUAGUAACUGUAAUGUUAAUUCUAGUGUUAGAUCAUAAACGAUUUCCCAUAAUGCUUGUUUACGAAUGCCUAUGAGUAAUUCUGUGAAAUUUAAGACGAAGUCAAACAGAUCAAGUUCUGGCCAGCAGCAAUGACUGUUCAGCUAAGAAGCCUAACACAAGUAGGAUAUACAAGUAGUUCAGAAGAAGAAGAAAAUGGUGUCUGUCUUGACACUGUGCCCCUAAUGUGUGGUGACAGCUUUGAGAUGGAUGAAAGUGACCGCCUCGUCAAUGAAAGACGCAGGCGGUCUAGAGGUAUCUUCAAUCAUCUCUCACAACGAUUGUCCAAUUUCUGCACAAACUGUUUGGGGAAAAUUUUCUCAGUUUGUUGUCGAGAGAAGGAGCUGCAGCCUCGUGUGGUCCACAUUGGUCUGGGAACUUUUCAGACUGAGAAACAUCCACGCAAUGUUGUUCGCAACCAGAAGUACAGCAUUAUCACCUUUAUACCCAUAGUAUUAUUUGAACAGUUCAAAUUUUUCUUGAACCUGUAUUUUCUCAUCAUGGCCUUAUCUCAGCUUCUGCCAGAGCUGAGGAUUGGGUACCUCUACACCUACUGGGGACCUUUGGGCUUUGUGCUGUUUGUUACUAUGUGUCGUGAAGCCCUAGAUGACUACAGAAGAUACAGGAGAGAUAAAGAAGCCAACUCACAGAAGUAUAAAAAGUUAACUCGUGACGGCAUCGUCAGAAUUCCCAGCUCUGACAUCCAAGUUGGUCAUCUGAUUAUUUUAGAAAAAAACCAAAGAGUGCCUGCAGACAUGGUUUUACUGAGAACAUCUGAGAAAGAUGGAGGCUGCUUUAUCCGCACAGAUCAGCUGGAUGGUGAGACGGACUGGAAGCUGAGGCUAGCUGUACAGGAAACACACAGGCUACCAUCUAAUGUGGACAUUUUGGACAUCACUGGUCAAGUUUAUGCUGAAAAACCUCAAAAAGCCAUCCACAGCUUUGUGGGUACCUUCACUCGUAGUGAUUCAGGCACGGUGCAUGAGGACUCCCUGAGUAUAGAAAACACGCUGUGGGCCAACACUGUGCUGGCAUCAGGAACUGCUCUGGGUGUUGUCAUCUACACAGGCUCAGAGACCAGAAGUGUCAUGAACACAUCUCAGCCUAAAAGCAAGACUGGGCUGAUAGAUCUGGAGAUCAACACAUUGACCAAGCUUUUGUUUCUUGCUGUCAUUAUUCUCUCCCUUGUCAUGAUGAUCCUCAAGGGAUUUGGAGGACCCUGGUACCGUUAUUUCUUCAGAUUUAUUCUUCUUUUUUCCUAUAUCAUCCCCAUUAGCUUGCGUGUUAACCUAGACAUGGGUAAAGCAUAUUACUCAUGGGUGAUGCAGCGGGACAAGAACAUUCCUGGGAUGACGGCAAGAAGCACCACAAUACCUGAGGAGCUCGGCCGCAUCACAUACCUGCUGAGUGACAAGACCGGGACUCUCACGCAGAAUGAGAUGGUUUUCAAGCGAUUGCAUUUAGGAACUGUGUCAUUCACACCAGAAACUAUGGAUGAGGUUAUUUCACAUUUGAAGACAUCCUACUCGGCUUCAUCUACCACUGCAACCCCAACACGCACAUCUGGGCCAGUGAGGCGCAAUGUGUUAACUAGAGUGGUAGAAGCUGUGCGGGCCAUAGCACUGUGCCAUAAUGUCACACCUGUUUUUGAAGAGUCCACUAAUGGAGAUGUGAAGAAUGAUGAUACAGAAGCAGAUCAGCAGUUAAAACAAAAAGUCACUUACCAGGCUUCUAGUCCAGAUGAGAUUGCCUUGGUCAGCUGGGCAGAGAGUGUAAAUCUGGCCCUUGUUAAAAGAGAUCUGAACUCCAUCACAUUGCGGACACCAACUGGUGCUCUAGCCACCUACACCAUUCUACAGAUUUUCCCUUUUACUUCAGAAUCUAAAAGGAUGGGAAUAAUUGUCAGGGAUACUGAAACUGGGGAAAUAACCUUUUAUUUAAAAGGUGCAGAUGUUGUAAUGCAAGGUAUCGUGCAAUAUAAUGAUUGGCUAGAAGAGGAGUGUGGCAACAUGGCUAGAGAAGGGCUAAGAACGUUGGUGGUGGCAAAGAAACUUCUCACAGAAGAGCAGUACCAAGAGUUUGAAUCUCGAUAUCACCAAGCAAAGAUGAGUAUUCAAGAGCGCAACAGUAAAAUGCAGGCUGUGAUUGAAGGCCUUGAGAGAGACAUGGAGUUGCUCUGUCUAACUGGGGUUGAAGACAAACUUCAAGAUGGCGUGCGACCUACAUUGGAGAUGCUCAGGAAUGCUGGAAUCAGGGUAUGGAUGUUGACUGGAGAUAAGCUUGAAACAGCCAUCUGUAUAGCAAAAAGCUCAAUGAUGGUAUCAAGGCUGCAGGACAUCUACGUCUUCCAGACCGUAACAGACAGAGGGGAAGCACAUUUAGAGUUGAACUCCUUGCGCAGAAAAAAUGAAGCAGCUUUAAUUAUUAGUGGGGAUUCUCUUCAGGUUUGUUUAAAGUAUUAUGAGCAUGAGUUUGUGGAGUUGGCUUGCCAGUGCCCAGCUGUUGUAGUGUGUCGAUGCUCUCCCACACAAAAAGCUGACAUUGUCAAAUUGCUGAAGACACACACAGGAAAGAGAACCAGCGCUAUUGGAGAUGGGGGCAAUGAUGUCAGCAUGAUACAGGCGGCAGAUGCUGGGAUUGGUAUUGUUGGCAAGGAGGGGAAGCAAGCUUCUUUAGCAGCAGACUUCUCUAUCACCCAGUUCAGUCACAUUGGUCGCUUGUUACUUGUGCAUGGCAGGAACAGCUACAAGAGAUCUGCCGCCCUCAGCCAGUUUGUCAUACACAGGGGACUCAUCAUCACUACCAUGCAGGCUGUCUUUUGCUCCGUUUUCUAUUUUGUUUCUAUAGCACUUUUCCCAGGAUUUCUCAUGGUGGGCUAUGCUACUGUGUAUACAAUGUAUCCUGUUUUCUCCUUGGUGUUGGAUACGGAUGUGUCUCCAGAAAUAGCUCUCACUUACCCAGAAUUGUAUAAAGAUUUAACAAAGGGUAGAUCAUUAUCAUUCAAGACUUUUUUCUUAUGGGUGUUGAUAAGCAUUUAUCAAGGUGGAAUCAUCAUGUAUGGAGCUCUCCUUCUCUUUGAGGCUGAAUUCAUCCACGUUGUCAGCAUCACAUUUACUUCUCUCAUUCUCACUGAGCUGCUCAUGGUUGCCCUAACUGUUCGCAACUGGCACUGGUUAAUGAUAGUUGCACAGAUAUUUUCUCUGGGAAUAUACCUAGCAUCUUUGGCUGUGCUUAGAGACUACUUUGAUUCUCAGUUUUUACAAACAUGGGGGUUUGUGUGGAAAGUGCUGGUCAUCACAUCAAUAUCCUGCAUUCCUUUGUAUGUGUUAAAGUACUUGAGAAAGAAGUUCUCUCCCCCUGUCUACUCCAAGCUGACUCCCUAAGCAGGAACUCUAGGAUAACUCUUGUAGUACUUUAUCAUGGAUAACUCUUGUACUACUUUAUCAUUGAUUUUCUUUUAACACUAGCCUUCUGUAUAAAAGGACUAUUACUAGGAAACAAUAACAUUUAAAAGUAUGUUUGGCAUACAUGUAACACCAUGUUUACACUGCAAGUAAUUUUUCCCUAGACAUGUAUAGUACACAUGUUGCAAGUCUAAAUUCUGUGUGAGAAGUAAAAAAUUUCAAAUUAUAUCACAUUUAAACAGAGCAUCAUUGACAUGAAUCACAUACUGUUUUCUAUGCCAGUACAUUUUUUUUAUCCUCUGUAAAACAAAAUCUCCUAGAUCUAGUUCUGUCUAAAGCACAUACAAACAACAUUGUCUUUUUCGAAAAGGAUUUGUACAUAUUUGAAACGUGACUCAGGUGUAAAGAUUUGCUUUAAGCAUCCCUCUGUCCAAAUUGUCACACAGUUGUCAUCUGAAAAAUAUUGCCUUAAGAGUUUCUUCUCUGACAUUUUAAUGGCAUCUGAAGCUACUGUAGUGGUUAAUUUUCUAAUAUUCUUUGCUAUUUAGAAGUUACUUCUGGAUUUAGCUCGCUGUGAGAUCUGGAUUAUGAAUACUCCUACCUUGUAUUUAAGCCUGUCAUUCUUGUAUUAAAGUUGCAGUUCUAAAACGAGUGUGGUUGUGUACAGAAUUAUUCUUGCUGUCAACAGCUGUACUGGUUUGUGUUGAUUUGCCUUGGACACAGCUGUUGUUAAGAGGUACACAAAAGCCAAAGUCAUUUCACAUCUCAGGAUUAGUUGAAGGUUCACCUAGAAACAAU